Hyla sarda is the source of this 977-nucleotide messenger RNA. It is a transcript of the gene REEP6, whose product is annotated as receptor accessory protein 6. Bases 100 to 708 code for a protein of 202 amino acids. The transcript has 6 exons. The record is from RefSeq and is a predicted model, not a curated record. NCBI's taxonomy places the organism in Eukaryota, Metazoa, Chordata, Amphibia, Anura, Hylidae.
UCACCGAUAGGCUGACUACGUGUCCCGUGACGGCCGUAGCUCGAGGCCAGGCAUCAGUUGAGGCGAUUUGUGAACCGGACUCUGCAAGGUGGAGUCGCCAUGCCGUCUCUCCGGGAGCGCUUCACCAACUACCUGAAUGGGGAUAACAUAGUGUCCAGACUGCUGGGGAAGGUGGAGGAGAGAACCGGCGUCAAGAAGGAUUAUUUGGCUACCGGCUCCAUCUGCUCUCUGGGCUUGUACCUGGUCUUUGGCUAUGGGGCUUCUUUGGUCUGCAACUUAAUUGGCUUUGUGUAUCCUGCUUACAGGUCGAUCAAAGCCAUUGAAAGUGAAGAUAAAAAGGAUGACACAAUAUGGCUGACAUACUGGGUAGUCUAUGGAGUGUUCAGUGUCGUGGAGUUCUUUUCAGAUAUCUUUCUCUUCUGGUUUCCUUUUUACUAUCUGGGAAAGUGUGCUUUCCUGCUUUGGUGUAUGGCUCCUUUUCCAUGGAAUGGCUCACAGACCAUAUACAGCCGCUUUGUCAGACCAUUCUUCUUAAAGCAUCACCAAACUGUAGAUAGUGUAGUAAGUGAUCUUGGUGGUCAGGCUCUGAACACAGCAGAAAAUGUCACAAGACAAGUACUACAGACUCUAACCAGCAGCAGAUCUCUUCUGGCUCCAGUGGGAGGCCAGCAGGCCCUUCCCAGCACCUCUCAUUCAAAGGAGCAUUGAUUAACUCCCAGGAAGACGAGAAAAGCAAGUGAUGGAUUUAUCCUAGGAUGUCUCCUUCUGAAGAGAUGUAACCCCAUGAAAUAAAUGCUUCCUGCUAGUUGUCUUAAAUGGAAAGCUGCUAUGUUUUUUUUCCUGGUUACUGCUUAGGGUUAACCUGUUUGUUAUGGACCAGACAGUGGAAAUAUGGAAGUGCAUUUACCAAAAAAAGAUUUUUACAUCAAUACAAAGACUGGAAAUACCAUAAUAAAUCUGUAUUGCUGGUUGUUAAA